AUGGCGCCCUCUCUCCACCCCCUCAUCGACAAUGGCCUCACCAAGGGCGACCCCAACUUCGCCGGAGGCAAGCUCCGCUGCCUUUGCAAGACCAACCCCGUCGAGCUUACUCUCGGCGGCAAUGUCGCUCACAACCACGCCUGCGGAUGCUCCAAGUGCUGGAAGCCCGAGGGUGCCCUCUUUUCCGUCGUUGGUGUUAUUUCCAGAGACCAGCUCAAGGUGACAGCCAACGAGAACAAGCUGCACGUCGUCGACCCCUCCGCAGUCAUCCUGCGUAACGCAUGCAAGGAGUGCGGGGUACACCUGUACGGACGAAUUGAGAAGGACCACCCCUUCAAGGGUCUGGACUUUGUCCACGCCGAGCUGUCAGACUCCAAGGGCUGGCAGGAGCCGCAGUUUGCCGCUUUCGUUUCGUCCAUUAUCGAGCAGGGAUUCCACCCCAAGGGCAUCGAUGAGGUCCGCCAGAAGUUCAAGUCUGUUGGACUUGAGACAUACGACACCCUGUCUCCUCCUCUGAUGGACCUCAUUGCUACCUGGACUGGCCAGCAGUCUGGUCGCCUUCCGGCCAAGUUGUAA
Messenger RNA from Colletotrichum chrysophilum, 576 nucleotides. RefSeq lists its product as uncharacterized. Gene Ontology annotation, biological process: formaldehyde catabolic process. Bases 1 to 576 code for a protein of 191 amino acids. Gene Ontology annotation, molecular function: S-(hydroxymethyl)glutathione synthase activity; zinc ion binding. The transcript has a single exon. NCBI's taxonomy places the organism in Eukaryota, Fungi, Ascomycota, Sordariomycetes, Glomerellales, Glomerellaceae. The record is from RefSeq and is a predicted model, not a curated record.